GUUGUUCUUGCUUUUCAACUCGCGCCUCGCAGCAUUCUGCACGCUGCACCGCCUGCCUCCAUUCCCAUCACUUGCCCAUCGCAUCAUCACACGCACCUCCCGUGCUGUCACUGAACACCAACACCACCAACACCAACAACAACAACGACCGCGACCAUGCCAGGCGCCGGGAGCUUCGAUCUUGAUGUUGGCGUGCCGCUUGAUGUGCAGGGAGACUUCAUCUUCUUGCUCAAGUGCUUUGCCGCCCUGUUUGCCAUGGACUGGCUGCUGGUGAACGUGGUCAAGUGGUUCCCAGAGCGCGCCUCCACCACCCGCUACUUCUCCCUGCACAUCCUCGUCAACGCCUACGUCGUCGUCAUCCACUUCAAGGACGUUGUUGCAGCAUACUCCGACCCCACCAACGCCUAUCUCGGCCCAUGCGACACGCGCGGCACCGUCGCCAUCUUCGCCCUCCACAUCUACCACAUCAUCUUCUACCGUCCCCUUCCUUGGGUGGACUGGGUGCACCAUGUGGUGAUGGUGAUUGUCAUGCUUCCACUCGCAUACAUGCUUGCCCCUGGCCACAUGAUUGCUCAUGGCGCCUUCUACGCCAGUGGCCUUCCAGGCGGUAUCGACUACAUUUUCCUCGUCCUCAUCAAGUGCAACGUCAUCUCGAAGAUGCAAGAGAAGGAGUGGAACGUUUGGGUGCAGAACUGGGUCCGUGCCCCAGGCUGCAUCAUCCAUGCGUGGCUCACGUACCACAACCUCGUUGAGGCGAACAAGCGCAUCGCUGAUCCAGACCUCUCCAUGCGCCUCCCAACUUCCACCAUCCCGCUCAUUCGCGACCAAACACUUGCCAACGUUGCCGCGUGGGUGGUCAUCCUCACCUUCUACUGGAACGGAAUGUAUUUCCUCGAGCGCGUAAUUCGCUCCCACGAGCGCCACCUCGUCCUGCAGACCCUCGACGUCUCUCCACGCGACCUCGCUGCAAAGGAGAAGGACGCUCGCGCUGCAGCGAAGAAGAAGAACAACUGAUCAGCCACCACCAUUUGUUGUCGCGUGCGUAUGCGGUGAACUUCUGGCGCUGCUUUUUGACUGUGACGCCGAGACGUACACGCUGUGUUUGACGGAUGUCGCAACAACAACAACAACACAACAACAACAACAACAACAACAACAACAACAACAACAACAACAACAACAACAACAACAACAACAACAACAGCAGCAACCCCUCUUCCCUCUCCUUUCCUCCUUCUGCUUUCCUCUUCUUCUUUCCUCUUGCGUGUUUCUUGCUCCCUCUAGCUCGAUUUGCCAUAUGCACGGCUCUUUCGCUGCUUACAACGCUGUUCGGUUCCUGUUUGUGUCGUUCCUUACUUGCUUGUUUGUUUGUAACAUUUUCUUGAGUGUCCCUUGCUUCCUGCUGUCGUUGUGUUUAUGUCUCACGUCCGCCCACGCUCCCUCUUGAAACGUCUGAGUACACCUGUCACGAACGAAG
Molecule: messenger RNA, 1477 nt
Organism: Salpingoeca rosetta
Lineage: Eukaryota; Choanoflagellata; Craspedida; Salpingoecidae
Exons: 5
Coding region: 157-1014 (285 amino acids)
Source: RefSeq, a predicted model, not a curated record